UGAAGGAGGAGGAGGAGGCGGUGCAUCAAAGCAUGUGUUGCCAUUUUGGGUAAGUAAGUUACUUGCUUUCCGCGUUGCCAAUGCCACCGCUCGCGUCGCGGGUCUGCUUCAGCCACUCUGCUUCAGCCACCUCCUCCAGUCAUGUCGGCGAACUUGAAGGACAGCCUGCUCGACUUCUUUGAAGGCAAGAUAGACUUCGAGGGGCAGAAAUUCGUCGAGGACAUCACCAAGUUCACCUUGAUCGCAGCGGCGGUGUUCGCGUUCAUAGUUGGAGCUCUCUUCCAGUCUCUGCGCGUCACCCUCGGUAUCUUCGGGGUCGCUUCGAUUGUCCUCUGCCUGGUUGUCUUCCCUCCAUGGCCCAUGUACAAUCGACACCCUGUACAAUGGCUCCCAACGAAAGAGUCGAAACCUUCGUCAUAAUGCAUGAUAUCGGUUCGCCUUGUCCGGUCUAGAUGUGUGCGGUGUAGGUUGUAGGUCGCGUUGCGUGCCCGAUAGCUGGGACUAUACCCAAGAGAAAACGAGUGCAUCGCGGUACGGUUUUUGACUUCCUGGUGUCUUCCUCGAUGUCCCGCCCCCGUUGGACUGCCUGCAUGUCGAUGCAUGCGCUGGCUACACGCUCUGGGAGCACCUCAUCAGCAUCGCCUAUCCGCUCAUUGGCGGGAUGCAGAGGUGCAGUCACCUUUGCAACACUGUGCGUAUAUUCUGGAAGGCGAUUUGUACACUCCUUCGGCCUUCUUCGCCAUCCGUGAUCCUGGUGACACCGCCACAGUCGUUCAUGCAGGUGUCUGACAUCGGUUCCUGCACAACAACGGC
Molecule: messenger RNA, 813 nt
Organism: Fomitopsis serialis
Lineage: Eukaryota; Fungi; Basidiomycota; Agaricomycetes; Polyporales; Fomitopsidaceae
Product: microsomal signal peptidase
Exons: 4
Coding region: 142-420 (92 amino acids)
Biological process (GO): protein targeting to ER
Cellular component (GO): signal peptidase complex; endoplasmic reticulum membrane
Source: RefSeq, a predicted model, not a curated record